AGAGUGAGUGUGCGACAGUGUUGCCUACGCGCGGCAAAGGCGAGAGAAGAUGGCGGACGGGAAGGGAGAGUCCCGAGCGGGGCUUAGUAACGGGGGGACGGUCCCCCCGGCUCCCUCCUCGCUGGAGCCUAGCCGCCUGCUAGAGACGCUGCAGGAGCUGGAGGACGGGCUGAGGGAGGAGGAGGUGUCGCUGCUGUCCUCCGCUGCUUACUGCAGGCGCCUGUGCGAGGUCUUACUGAAGUGCGCUGAAGAUCAUACAGCCUCUGAAAAUCUCAUACUUUACACAGAUGUGUACGGCACUGCUCUGAGAAGUUUUUCAAAUGCGCGGCCGUACCUGACCACGGAGUGUGAAGACGUUUUACUGCUCAUUGAAAGGCUUGUACUGAGCUGUUUUGAAGUAAUUCUUUCUAUGACUGAAGAUGACCUCUCAUGUGAUUUUGGGUUGAGAUUUAAAAAGUCUGUCAUGGAUUCCCAGGACAUAUUAUUGGAGUUUGGACAUAGCAAUUUGCAGUUGCUGGUUGAUAACCUCAAGCAUGGGGGUGCAUGGAAAAACCCAGUUCUUGUUAAAGUCCUGUCUCGGCAGACAGCAGAGCCUGAAGAAGUUUGUAAUUGGAUAUCACAAGAAGGCCCCUGUUUUCUACAGAUGCGCAUUAAGCAUUUAAUGAAGACAAACUGCAUAGAGCAAGCAAUGCUCCUAUCAAGAAUUGCCUCUGAAACGGCCGAGACUUCAAGCAAUUUCUUUUUCCGUCAGUCCUUUAUCACAUGCCUGUGUACAAUGCUGCCAAAUGAAGAAGCUUUUAAAGAGAUUUCAAAAAUGGAUGGAAAGGAUGUUUUGGAUACAAUCUGUAAUAUGGAAUCUGAAGGACAAGUUAAUGCUGCAUUUAUUCUAUGUACCACUUACCUUACACAGCAGCUACAAAAUGAAGAAACGUCAUUUUCCUGGGAGCUGACUUUGUUUUGGAGUAAACUGCAGCGAAGAAUUGAUCCAUCUCUGAAUACUUUUCUUGAAAGGUGUAGGCAGUUUGGUGCAAUUGCCAAAACGUGCCAGCACUUAUUCUUCCUUGUUAAAGUUGUACAUACAGAGGCCGGAGAUGAUGGGGUUCCCAUUUCCAUCAUGCUAUGUAUACGAGCACUUCAGAUUACAUCACCUGAGACGGAUGCAACCAAGUCUUCUGUGUGCAAAACUAUAGCAUGCCUCUUACCAGACGAUUUGGAGGUUAAACGGGCCUGUCAACUCACCGAAUUCUUAUUUGAACCAACAUCUGAAGGCUUAGAUGUAUUAGAAGAGCUGUUUCUUCAACCUGAUCAAAAACAUGUUGAAGAAUCAAGCGUUAUUUCCAACUCCCUUCGCUGUGAACUCUUGCUUGCACUAAAAAGUCAUUGGUCGUUUGAUCCUGAAUUCUGGGCCUGGAAAACCUUAAAAAGACAUUGCCUUAAACUUCUUGGUAUUGAAGUUUCAGAUUCUGAGGAUGACCACUAUGGAGACCCCUCUGUGAACGAGGCUGAUAUUAUAAAUGGCUCCCUGGCCAACUUUGAUCUACUGUUGGAACAAAAAGAUCCACAGGAAAAUGCUUCCUUUGAAACAGAGUGUGCUAAAGUGAAAAAGCCAAUUGGCUCGUCAGAAAGAUCUAAACGAUGGCAACAGUAUAAAUUUGUAUGUCUCCUCUGUAAAAGAGAAGUAAUUGAGGCAAGGAUUCUUCACCAUGCUAGAAUGCACUUUGAAGAUGGCAUCUAUACAUGCCCCGUGUGUGUGAAAAAGUUUAGAAAGAAGGAAGUGUUUGUUCCUCACGUAAUGGAGCACAUGAAGAUGCCCAUGAGACAUCGCCCUAAAAAGAAAAAUGAAACCUUUGAAGUUAAGUUGGAUGUUAAAUGUAAAGCCGAAACAGCCCCAACGGUCCCAACAGCCCUAACAGAUUACAUCACUUUUAGGACAAUACAAGAUAAAAAUCUGCAAGACAGAGAUGUCUAUCCAUGUCCUGGAACUGGAUGCUCCAAAGUUUUCAAGCAGUUUAAGUAUUUGAGUAUACACCUAAAAACGGAAGACCAUAACAAUGAUGAAAAUGUAAAGCAUUUCUUGGACUUGAAAAAUCUGAGGGAGAAAUGUGCUUUUUGUCGGAGACACUUUAUCUCGAGUUUUCACUUACAACAACACAUGAACCUUCACCUUGGACCUCUGCCAUUUAUGUGCAUAUCUAUAGACUGCAAUGAGAAAUUUAAAACUAUUAAUGAACUGCUUCACCACAAACAAAUCCAUGUGGACCCGCAGUAUAAAUGUGAACUAGAAGGAUGCCACCUGGUGUUCGGUGACUUGGGACUGCUUUACCAUCAUGAAGCUCAACAUUUUCGAGAAGCUGCAUACACGUGCACUUUUCCCUCCUGCAAAAAGUUUUAUUACUGCAGAUCUGAACUGCAGAGUCACAUUGCUACACAUGUCGCUUGCUCUGGUGAUGGCCUUGAAAAUAGGACUGAUAUAUUUAAAGACCUUAGAAAUGCAAACAAAAGGCCAUUUAGCGCAGAUUGCAAUUACGUACAUUUUCCUUCAGAUAAAAGGUUAGCAUCUGGUACAGGAAAAGAUUCUCCACCUGAAGAGCACGAGGAUAAAAAGUUAAAAUAUUCAAGUAAUGCAGAAAUAUGUGUAUAUCAUGGAUUAAAUUCAGAUUGCACUUGCAAAAAGCAGAACAAUGGGCAAGUUGGUGGUGAGAAACUUAAUAAGCCCAUGGUCAAGCGUAAGAGUGGCUCUGAGAAUCUUCUCAACCUUUUAACUAGAAGUGAAAGCCCAUGCAGUACAUCUGUUAAAGAGGAGCAAGAGAAAACAAAAGAAGUGUCAGAAACAUUGUAUAACCUUACAGACCCCGAGACCCAUAGCGGGCAUGAAGAAAUUCCUUCAUCCGAUAGCUGUCAAAGCUCUGCUACUUCUGAGGACUCUUUGUAUGAACUUCUCACAAGUUUGAAACAGCUGAAUCUUGCAGCAUCCAAUUCCACCAUAUCAGGCGCUUCUCCCCAAGGUCACGAAAUGGUAGCCAGUUGUUCUAACAAUUUUUCAAGGACUCAAAAAGGCAAAAACCUGGAGCAAGAGAAGGGAUUAAACCAGUAUUUAUCUCGCUUAUCAGCCAAACCGUUUGCUUGUGAGCUUAUAGGUUGCAGAUCUGCUUUUGUUACAAAAACUGCUCUAUUAUUACAUUACUGUAAAAAACAUCAGUAUACCAAGGAUAACGCUCUGAAGUUUAGAAUGUUCCAAAAGAAAUUUUCUCCUUUUGAGUGCCAUAUCUGCCAGAGACAUUUUACGAGACGAACCCUACUUCGAAUUCAUUAUAAAAAGGAACAUCAAAUAAGCAAAGAAAAAACAAAAAGGUCAGGUCCUGGGAGGCUUAAUAACAAGCUUAAAAGCCAUAUUCUAAGUCAAAGACGUGAAAUGUGCUGGAAAAAAUUCCACGUAAGUGAAUCUAGCAGUAGUGUGAAGAGAAUAUCUUCACCCCAGGACGAUAUUAAUUCUGAGACUUUUGGUGAUUCGUCUGAUGAAACGGAUGCUGCUAAUGUGAUCGGUGCACCAAGAGAAGACGAUUUUGCAGCAGAAGGAAGAGGCAGCAGGCGAGUGGUAGCUAAAGGGAAGUUGUGCUACAUUUUAAAUAAGUAUCACAAGCCUUUUCACUGCAUUCACGAAUCAUGCAAUUCUUCUUUUACCAGUCAGCAGGGCUUAGUCCGCCAUUAUCAGCUUGUACAUCAAUAUACCAGGGAGUCUUUAUGUUUGGAAAAAGAAAAGGCUCAAAAGAAAGAAAAUGACAAAUGCAGAAAGAUAUGUACUUGUAAAUACAAAGAAUGUCGAAAAAGUUUUACGUGUCCUCAAGCCCUGACUAAACAUUACAAAGAAUUUCAUGAACAGGGGGACAGUGACGAGCAGGAAUUUGCUGACUUUGAGGCUGAAAACCACUUAAAAAGCGAGACAGAGGAAAGUGACGUCAGUGAAAGCGAGGCGUCUGAGAUUUACUGUGAUGUGGCAGGCUGCACUGCCGUCUUUCGAGAUCAUACGAAUUACACCAAACAUGUUUUGUCCCGCCACACGUACAAGUACAAACUGUAUGAAAGCAGGCGGAGGCGGAAAAAAAAGGAGGAGGAGUUAGAUGAAACUUAUGGUGAACCAAAACGUUGCAAUCGUUUGAUUUAUAAGAAGAAGAAAAAGAAGAUAAAGCGUAGAUAUCGGGAGUCAAAAGGCGAGAAGGUUUACUAUAAGUCCAGAGACGAAGCAUUGCAAAUGUGUGCCCAAAAUAUUGAAUUUACACAGUUUCCAUGUAUGCUUCAUGGCUGCUCAUCGGUAGUAAAACUAGAAAGUAGCAUUGUACGACAUUACAAACUCACGCAUACCCUGAGCGCUACAUAUGUUAGCGAUCAUCUUUCAGAGUUGGUAUAUUGUGUGAAGAACCUUCCAAAGGGAAAACGGCAGUCCGUUUCAGGUGAGGAGGAACCUAGUCCUAGAUUGACUUUGCGCAGUGAUAAUCACAGCGCUGCCAAUGGACAGCAUGAGUCUUUGAGGAACUCAAACGGUGAUCUAAGAAGAAAUGGUCCCGUGGAAAUAUCAAAUUUUAAGGAGUCUGACAUUAGACGUUUCCAUAAACCUGAAGACAGAUUUGUCAAUUCUAACGAAAAAGAAAAUGUAUCUUGUACAGGUUUUGAAACGGGACGCAAAGGAAGUACUCUGCGGCAACCUGUAGGGUCUGUCGCCCUCUCCCCUAGUAAAGACAAUCGCCAAGAACAAAUACAGAUAGCAAUUGGACUUAAGAACUUUAAGCCAAUGGGGUUUGAAUCCUCUUUCCUUAAGUUUUUGCAGGAGAGUAAAGACACAGAUGAUGAAUUUGAGGAUGAAGAAUUUGAGUGGGAGUACCCACAAAAACGAUCCUGUAAAGAUCGAAAUGACCAACAAAUAUGCCUGUCCCUGGGCGAGAGUGCAGCAUCCGAACUCACGUUACAAAAUUUAAGGACUAUGUUGGACAAAGCUUUGUCAGACUGUGGUGACCUGGCGUUAAAACAACUCCACCAGCUUUACCAAAGGCCUGUGGUUGUUCUGGAGCGCUCGAACUUUACAUCACCUCUAAUAGAUCUGUUUUCCAAUAAAAAAACUGAUGAACUGUAUGUGGGGAUUUCAUGAUGUUUACCUCCUCCCCCCCCCCCCCCCCCCCCCUAAAAUAUUGCCAGUAUUAAUUUUGAGAGAA
Bufo bufo (common toad) is the source of this 5204-nucleotide messenger RNA. It is a transcript of the gene RLF, whose product is annotated as RLF zinc finger. The record is from RefSeq and is a predicted model, not a curated record. The transcript is spliced from 8 exons. Bases 50 to 5140 code for a protein of 1696 amino acids. Gene Ontology annotation, cellular component: nucleus. Gene Ontology annotation, molecular function: DNA binding; DNA-binding transcription factor activity, RNA polymerase II-specific. Gene Ontology annotation, biological process: regulation of transcription by RNA polymerase II. Lineage: Eukaryota; Metazoa; Chordata; Amphibia; Anura; Bufonidae.